Medioppia subpectinata is the source of this 1260-nucleotide messenger RNA. Lineage: Eukaryota; Metazoa; Arthropoda; Arachnida; Sarcoptiformes; Oppiidae. The record is from the annotation of a GenBank genome assembly.
AUGUCCGACAAGAAUGAAUGGGAGGGAAGAGCGCAACACACGGGUGCCGGUCCUCCGACCCCAUCGAGUCCCGGCCAAUGGCAACAGUUAUCGCACACACCGGGUGUUGGUGUGCGUCAAUCAACCAAUACUUGGCUGCCGCCCACACCUACCAGUCCCGCACUACAGCAGUUACAGAUACAUUGCUCCGGGUGGUAUCAGGUAAAUACCGGGGCAAUAAAUAGGUAUCCCACGUCCGCCAGCCGACAGCUAUUCACCGACACCCGGCUUCAAAUAGCCAGCACUUCAGUGGCUCAGCAGUCAUUGCCCGCUGCGGUGCCACCAGUGACACCAGCGCCCGGGCCUGGCUAUCCAGAACGGACCGGUCGCACCCCUACCGGCUAUAUUCUGCGCCCGAUGGGUCGCCUACUGAACAUUUACGAAGAGGUGUCCGCCGAAGGCUACCCGCGGGGGCGGGGUGGGCUGAGUCGACUGUUGCCCCGUACGGCUGAUGGCCUGCUAAAUGACAAAACGGUCAGAGAUUUGGCUAAACUGCGGGCUCUGGGCUUUGAUGUGAGCAAAUUUGAGCGUGAUGAGAAGUUAGGCGAGGGCUCCUAUAGCAAGGUGUUUAUGGGCGCCUAUACAGGACAAGUAUGUGCGAGUAUUAUUUGUAACAAGCUCAGUUUUUGCCAGCCGCCACUCGGAGCCGAUACCUGGCGGGUGCAAAGCCGGGACAGAUAUUUGCCGCUAAGCCAACGAGUUAUACUCCAGCCGUCGGUGUCGGGCCACCAAUUGCCCGAUAUUGUCUCCUAUAGGCGCAUGUUUUUGAUCAUGGAGUACGGCGACCAGGGUAGUUUGGAUCAUUUUGCAUAUCAUCGUAAACUAAACGAUCGGUUAACAGUGCAAUUUACUGGCGAGUUGUGCUCAGCCAUGGCUUACAUGCACUACAACGGUGUCGCGCAUCUGGACUGUCAUACAAACAACAUAAUGGUGUUCAGCGCACCGGGCGGUCAGUUCACAGUGAAAUACAUCGAUUUCGGUCUGAGCCUGUCGUGUCCGCUAUACGCCAAGUUGGGCGUACAGGUGUGGGGCAGUGAGUGGCGAAAAAUGGCCAUGAUGAACAUGUCGGAAAUGGCCAAAGUGUUGCAUUACAUGCUGGACAAGUGCGGUAGAAGUAGGUUAAAUACCGGCGCCGACCUGAGUCAGGUGAGGGCAAUGGCCAGCGAACUGUUUACCACAAAAAAGCACAUGUUUGAUGUGAUCAAGAGCUAUACAUUUUAG